Molecule: messenger RNA, 759 nt
Organism: Penicillium cinerascens
Lineage: Eukaryota; Fungi; Ascomycota; Eurotiomycetes; Eurotiales; Aspergillaceae
Product: RWD domain-containing protein
Exons: 2
Coding region: 67-759 (230 amino acids)
Biological process (GO): cytoplasmic translation
Molecular function (GO): protein binding
Source: RefSeq, a predicted model, not a curated record
AUCCCACCCACUCUCGCUCGACCAUCCCACCCGAUAUCAUUCCAAUCCGCGGGCGGAUCAGACACAAUGGGUCGCGAAGACCAAGUCGAGGAGCGCGAGGUCCUCGACUCCAUUUUUCCCGAGGAAAUCACAGACCUCUCCGAAACUUCAUACAAAGUAUCGAUAACUCUCGACCCGCCCGAGAAUGACGGCGAAGAAACCGAGCAGCCCAUCAUAUACCUGGAAGUCACAUACCCCGAAGAAUACCCCGAUGUCGCCCCGGAACUCAAAAUCUCCUCCCCACCCAAUGCACCAAAGCAUUCUCGGCUAGACAUCCAAGAGGACCGGGAGCACCUCCUCGAGACUCUCCAGCCCACGAUUGAAGAAAAUAUGGGAAUGGCAAUGGUUUUCACUCUCGUCAGCGCACUGAAGGAGAGCGCAGAAUCUCUUAUGGCUGACCGUGCGAAUGCUGUGCAAGCCGAGAAGGAGCAAAUCGCGGCCAAGGCCGAAGAGGAGGAGAACCGCAAAUUCCAGGGCACACCAGUCAACAGAGAGACGUUUUUGGAAUGGCAUGCACGAUUCCAACAGGAGAUUAUGGAUGAGGAGCAGCGAGAACGUGAGGAGAAGGAAGCGGAAGACAAGAAGAAGAGGUCUGGGAAAGAGGAGAAGAAGCUUACUGGGCGACAGUUGUGGGAGCAAGGUUUGGCUGGCAAGGCCGAUUAUGACGAGGGAGAUGAGGAUGCCAUGCCGCCUAUUGAUAAGCUCAAAGUUUCUGCAUAG